Schistosoma mattheei is the source of this 5202-nucleotide messenger RNA. The record is from the annotation of a GenBank genome assembly. Lineage: Eukaryota; Metazoa; Platyhelminthes; Trematoda; Strigeidida; Schistosomatidae.
ACUUUUUUAAAUUCUAAUUUACGAUGUCGCUUAACACAGCUUACGCAAGUACAAUACCAGCAGUUUUCAAAAUCGUUGAGAUUAUUCUCAAUAUUAUACUUAUCAUUCUUGUUGCUGUGUCACCGAACUACGUCAUUCCUGGCCCUGGAGGAUGGUUAUUCUUCGUUGCAAUCUUGACUACAUUGAUUUCAUUAUUUUUCUAUUGUAUACACCUUACAAACGCAAUAUACAGGUUUUCGGGGCCUAUGACACUAAUCGAAUUUAUAUGCAUUGCAAUAUGUUCAGGUUUCCAUUUAAUCGCUAUGAUUGUAUGCGCAUGUACAGUAUCAGGUUAUGGGACAGCAAUUGCUGCAGCUGUAAGUUCUAUAUUUACUUACAUCUUUAUUGUAUGCACAUUAUUGUUGGUUAUUUUGUCUUCUUGUUAUAAAUCUAGUCUGUACUUAUUUAAAACCGUUGAAAUUCACAAAAUGGUAUUAUAGAAAUAGUCCGCUGAAUAUUAAUUUAAUGAUUGUCAUGAUAAAAAUAUGGAAUAUGGAGUAGUAUCAGAUGACUUGUCUUCUUACUGUAAAGACCCAACCAUCGGUUACGGAAAUCUAUAGGGCUAGAUAAUUUAAAGAAUUUUUAGAGGGAAUAUUUUUCAACCUCUCCUUCGGUUGUUUGGAGGUAUUAUCGCCGUAUAUACUAGUUGUCUAAGCGAAACACUUUUAUGCUUUCGCACCCCUGUAGAGUUGGGAAUAAAAUUUCACUCUCGGUCUAUGAAUUACUAACGUUGGUCUUUUCUUUUUUCAAUGGACCCCUUUAAUAUAGUAGAAACUUCAGAAACAAGUGUUCUAGAUUAUAUAACUUAACUGGGUCAUUAGGGUGUGCAAGUGUUGUCAUCACCAAGGAGGUGGCUACGAUUGAGAAAAACUAAACUAUUGUUGUAGUCAUUCACCUCAAAACCUGGAAAUGUUAUUUCAAUCAUAGUUUAGUCAUCAUUAACAGUCCUGAAACGAAGGAAAAAGUUGUUCAAUAAUCCCCGAUUAUAAAAUAUUCUGUGAUUUAUAUCAUUAUGCUACGAAAAGUAUACCUGAACAACAAAAUACGAGCAUUCGGCCGUGAGUCAAUCAUAUAUCAAUUAGGAAAAAAUUACUUUAGUUUGGGUAGAUAGGUGACUUUAGAUUUAUUUCCAAAACUAUUAUUGAAAAUGAAAAUGCAAAUUAUGUUUAUGGACGCUUAAACGAUUAAAAGUAAAUAACCCUAAAGUUUCAUUUGGUGACACUUUCAUUCGAGUGUCUUCAGGUAAAUAGUAGAAAAUAAAAGCAUUUAAAGAUGUUUUCUAUACACUCAGCAUCCAGAUCACAUGAUACUGUUCCUUCAGUACUAGAUAAAUGCUCUCGCCUAAGUAUGAUCAGAGUCCGAGUGUAUGCUUCUAAAAUGGAUAAUAUAGUCUAUCAAACAUCUUUAACAAUAUUUGACAGAGAUACGGUAUAUUUAAAUUCAUCAUUUUGUUAAUGUUAUAGUAGCUCAGUUACAAAUUGCAUCUACACAUUCAUGAAGUUUGUAGUAGCCGGAAAUAAGUUGUUCUAGGACAUGUUUCGAAGACAUAAUCAACAUAACCUGUUCAUUGAAUAACUUAAUUAGUUGUAUAGCUCUUCAUCAGAAUUCCAAUAGGAUCUAACCUAUACUUUCAAAAAACAAUACAAUUUAAAUAUUCCGUAGUAGAAAUCUAAAAUCAAGUAUUCCAAGAAAUAAAUUUUUUGACAAGCUAUUUUAUUAUUCUAAAGUAAAUAUGAUAAUGCUUUGAUAGAUGGAUCAAUUCACUAUGGUGACAUAGGUGUAUCUAUUACCCAAAAAUAUGCAUCAAUUUAUUGUGAAAUCUAAUGAAUUCAUCAAUUUCGUAUUUCAUGUAACAUAUAAAUAAAGUGAUUAGUUAGCUACGAUAUGUAAUGUUUAACACUAUAAUUAGGAAAACUUAUUAUCUACGAACUGUAAAUCAUUCGUUUGCGGUACAAAGUCUUUAAAGUAAGAUUACAAACGGAAGCUAAUCACGGAUUAUUCAUUAAUUUAUUUAAUGAACAUAAUUAUACAAAAAUAAGGUAUGAAUAAAUGUAAACGGAUCAGAACAGCAAAUAAAUCCUUCAUCAAUAUUAUUUACACAGAUUAAAGUUAUUCAAAUUAUUGCAUAUAAUAGUACUGGAUAAUGAAAUAAAUGACUGUGGAUUCAUUUAACCAAGUAUUCACAAAUUAUCAAAUAUACUCACAAUUAUUACACAUAAGUUACAUGAUAAUCUCAAGUAAUAAUCGUUGAGAAACAAAACGGAAAAUAUAAUUCUCUACAUGACAAAUGUACAAAUAGAUGACCAAAAACGGUACAACUGGAACUGAUGAUUUAUAAAAUUAAAAGGCAUAUUGAAACUAUGCUAAACUGACUGAUUGAACAGAUGUGUUUUUUCAUAUACACAGAUCACGUUUGGAUUGAUGAAUCUUCAUCAUGUCAGACGUUCAUAAAUCUCUAAUCCAAAGAUUCUUUGACUCCGUUGUUUAGAGUUCGCCAACAUUCAUGAAUGUUGAUUCAUGAGAUGGCACAUGACUACAGUUGAUCACACAUUCACGAAUCGAAAUGUUGAUAGAUUUGAAUCACGUUUGAAACUGUCAAACAGACUGGUGGUAGUGGUGGUGUUUGGAUAUGCGUUUCAACAAGCAAACUAUUGCGAAAAACAAUACAACCUGUUCCAGAUGAUCAGACAAACUGGUAGUUGUGCACUGAGAUGGACGAAUUGGAGAUUUAUUAUACAUCUACUUCCUAGAAUGAAACACUUACGUACAGAAGGAAAUGAUAACUAACUCUACUGAAAUGGAGGUCUUUCUCAGAGAAUUCGGUAGUCUGUAGUUCAAUAACUCUCCUUCCAUAUCCUUUUCAAGUUGGAUGUUCACGAACAGAAUUUUGUCGAGAAGUGUGUGAUUGCUUCCAGAUUGACAAUUCGGCUCUCGCUCAUCUACCAUCAAUGAAUUUGUUGUAGGGUGAGUAUACUUGAAAUUGACUAAAGUGUUGAUGAAAUGUGGUACAAAUUGAAAUAGACAGUUUCACCGUUCAGUUGUGCUGUGAAACCAACCAUGUAGGCUCUACAGAUUUCAAAGUGAUGGAAGGAAUACUGCAUCGCAUAUUGAUAUAUUACAUUGUGAAGACGACAUCGAAUCAAGUGCAUAUUGAAAGUUUACAAUUAAUCUGGUCGAUCUCAUCACUAGAUACAGAAAAACCGGUUAGAAGGUAGAUCAUACCACUUAUGAAUUGUGACUGUGUCAGUCGUUCAUAAAUCUCUGACUCAAAUGGUCUUUGACUGUGUCAGUAUGAAUUAUUCCAGAACACCAGAUAAACUGAUAACUUGAUUCUACAGUGUCCUAUUUCCACAAAUCUAACUGCUAUCUGACAAGUAAAUAGAUUCACCAUUUAUUAAUAUACAACGUUGUAGUCUGCAUGCAUAGGUAUUCACGUGUGUUGGUUUAGUCAAGUGUACAGAUUUUAAACAAAUAGUUGAUCAGAUCAAAUUAGCAUAAACACUCUAACUGUCCAAUUAAUUACUAUCAAGUUGUAACGAUUUUCCAUUUCUAAGUGAUUUCAUUCAUAUUAGAUUUAUGGUUUGUCAGUAUCUAAGAUUUAACGGAAUAGUGUGUUGUGUACUUUAUUACUAAGCUAACUGAGUACAAUUAAAUCAAUAGUACGAAUACAUAAACUGUGUUGAGCCGUAAGAAUUUUUAUGCAACAUUUGGACGCCUACAUAACUGUACAUUCAAAAUUAUAAUCUUCUCUUUACACUCGUUAGUUGACAUUAAUCUGUAACCUUAUAUAAUCCAAUCUCAUAUUUAACAUAUGUGAACAGACUUGGAUUAGCACUGAAGUAUUAAAAAGUAUUAAAAAAGGAUUAAUUAAACUCAAACAUUCACGAUAUACGUUUUUUUGAAAUAAUCCGAAAUCGUUAGUAAUGUAGUGAAACAUAAAAUCACUUAUGUCAAUCAGUGAUUUAAAUGGAAAACCCUUUUGGAUAAAAACAGUCAGUUAUUUUCUGAUUUAAUAUGUUGAAAAGUUUUCGGAAAGAAAUGUUGGGAUUAUAUCAAAAGACUUAUCUGUGAAUAUUUAAAGAAAUAUCAUGAUAUAUUUCCUAACUACAAUUACUUUGGUUUAUAUCUAUGCUCUUCAUCAAUUGAUAAAAUUCAAUAAGCAAUAAAAGGACUUGAUAAACGUAACAUUGAUCACUAUUCUGUGUUCGAGUAAUCGUUAUGAAUAUCAGCCCUAUUAUAAGACGUCCAUAAUAUCCUAAAAAUCUCAGUAUCAUUAUCUCAUUCUGUGAUACUUUGUGAAGCAGGCUCAAAUACCACAAAAGAAAGCAUUAGUUACAUUAUUAUUGCAGGUAUACCUUGUUGACGAAUCGAAACCAGCACGAAACCUAGGUAAAGUAGGGUUUCCUACCGACCACCAUCAAUCACAUUACACUUCAUUUAGAUAAGCAAAUAAGUGUAAAGCAAUUACCGGUCCUGAGUGCUUUUUAAUUGUACCACUGGAUACUUAUUAACCAUAUCAUGUUGAUAAGGGUCAAUCAGCAGUAGGUCUCAAUAUGCACAAAGGGAAAAGCAAGAUUCUCCGAUACAACACAGCAUGCACCAAUCGAAUCACAAUUGACGGAGAAGAUUUGGAAGAUGUAAAAACCUUUACAUAUCUGGCAGCAUCAUUGAUGAGCACGGUGGAUCUGAUGUAGAUGUGAAGGCGCGGAUCGGCAAAACAAGAGCAGAAUAUUUACAGUUGAAGAACAUCUGAACCUCGAAGAAACUGUCAACCAACACCAAGGUCAAGAUUUUCAAUACAAAUGUCUAGACAGUUCUUAAGUUAUUGAUAAUUGAGGAAAAGUAAUAUGAAAAUACAAAUAUUGACGAUCAUAUUUAUAUUUUAAUGACUUCAUUCAUGAAUUCAUUUUAAAAAAUAUAAAAUAAUCGGUCACUAUUAAUAAUAUAUCACAAGUGUUCGUAAAUGAGUUUUAGGACACUGUCGUUUUAGUCAAAUCGAUUAUUCGCAUAACCUUAUUUCAUAUGAAAUUCAACUUGUCAACAAUCAUGAUAAGUCUAAGUGAUUUCAUAUAAAUUUUUUCUAAUUUUUAUUAUAUUGUCUUGUUUUAACAACAACAAUCAACAUUUUUAUGUACUCAAUUAUAUAACUGAAUCAAAAUUCUC